This is a messenger RNA of Plasmodium vivax (malaria parasite P. vivax), 1878 nucleotides long. RefSeq lists its product as hypothetical. The record is from RefSeq and is a predicted model, not a curated record. NCBI's taxonomy places the organism in Eukaryota, Apicomplexa, Aconoidasida, Haemosporida, Plasmodiidae. Bases 1 to 1878 code for a protein of 625 amino acids. The transcript has a single exon.
AUGAUGAUUACUACCGCCGCUCCCCCCCUCGCUGCCCCCGCGAAGACGAACUGGAAACCACCACUGAAGGGGAACGACGCAAGGGGCAGGUCGCUGCAAAACGCGGACGACGAUAAGGACGACUCGCACGGGGGAAAGAACACCAGCCAGUACUUCAAAUGCUUCGUAGACAGGGCGAGGGAGAACCCGGGCGCGAAGGAAGGGGACCUGGCCAGGUGGGUCGACCCCCAACACAACUCCUGCUACUGCAGCGAGGAAGACGCAGAGCCGUGCUCCGUGGAUGAUAUUAGCAACUCUAAAUUUGCAAAGCAUUUGAUGCGAAAGGAAAUCUGCGAUCUGAAUGAAAGGGGAAAUAAAAACAACCUGUUCAUCGUGUUGGGGAAUUACUUCACCAUUAAGUGCUCCAAUUUGGAGAGCACGACGGAGAGGAUCAGCCAGGAGGACCUCUACAGCUACUGCAAGAGUGGGCUGCCCGCCUGGGAUAACAAGCACUUUUACGAGUAUGGCAACUGCGACCGGGUGGGGAGCAAAAGGGGGGUUAAGAAGCGGGAUGUGGGGGACCCCGCCCCUUCCUGCGCUGACCUCUGCAGGGACAUCAAAGCGCUGUGCAACUCGAAGAGCUCCCAGUUUUACUCCUUCGAGAUGUGCGCCAAGUACUACGAAAUAAACCAAUUCACGGCGGACAUCUUCAACAAUACCUUCAAGAAGUUUCGGGAGAACUGCUCCUACUUUGACCCCACCAACAGGGGCCUACUCCUGUGCAAGCACAAGCACAUCCCAUGCGAAUUUAGCAACUGGACUGAGUGGAGUGCCUGCUCCAAGUCGUGUAAGGACAGCAGUUACGACGCGGAAGCGAUCCGCAGUAGAAAGAGGCACCUAGUAAAGGAAGUGAAGUACGCCGGCAAGGCAUGCAGCAUAGUAGUGAACGAUAAUAACAAACUCACAGACGUAGAUUUCUGCGAUGAGGUCCCUCUUUGCACUUCCAUCGAACCGUCUAGCGAUGCACCUAACCAUCGCAACCAUGCUGUUGAGACGUCUGCCUCGGAGAAGAUAUAUAACCCUCCAUUUGUGAUACCACUUAAGGAGAUAGAAAAGGCAAAUAUCCUAAACGAUUUGAACCAACCAGAUGGAGAUGUAAUAAACGACCACUUUGUAAGUAACGACUCCACUACCCUAACGCACUGCACCGUCACCGACAUGAGUCAGUUUGAACAUGCGAGAGAGUACAGUGAGAAGGUAAAGUCUUGUGCCUGCCCUGCCUACCACUCCCCAUGCUACUUCAAAGACGUAUACAAAUCAGAUUCAUGGAAAGACUCUUUCGAUCGGCACUGCGCAGCCAACCCCACCAUAAACGUGCUCACGGCAGAUUUCGUCAUGCUCAGAUGUGAUAGCUCUGUUAGCAUUAGGAAGAAAGAAAUUGCCAUAAACACUUACAUCGCUAUGACAUUUGACUGUCGCUCUCCUACCUUUCGAUACCUCUUCUGCUCUAAGUCCAGUGAAUCUUCUCGCACUGGUAUUUUUUACAUCAUAUUUACGUGUGCCCUUGCGCUGAUCUCCGCUCUGUACCUCCUGCAGCUGCUCAUCAGCGAGCGCGACAAGUGGGCCUUCCUCAUCGCCGGCGUCCUUCGCUCCAAGCGCCCACCCCGGCCGGACCACCCCUCGCCCGGGCCCUCCUCCGAGGGGGGUGGAGACGAGCCGGGCGAGGAGGGCGGCAACGAUGCCAGCAACGAUGCCAGUAAUCAGCCCAGCAACGAACCCUGCAACGAACUCAGCAACGCUGGGGAGGGAACGCUACUAGCGCAGACGCUCACCAAAGGGGUAACCCUCAAGAGGGGGGUAACUCUUAAGAGGGGUGAGACCCCCCUCCCCAUGGGCUAA